AGACAUCAACUCAAGUUUGCAUCUUGUGGAAACAUCUUCCCCUGUUCUUUCAAGCCCAAUGAGCGAUAAGUUUCUUGUGAUCCCAGGACCAAGAGCCUUGUCGGACUUUAGAGUCCAGAACUUCGUCAAAGAAAUCGAAUCCAAGUUGGGUAAAUCUUCUAUUAUCAAACUGGUUUCUUCAAGUUAUACUCAUUAUGUUUCUUUGAAGACUUCUUUGACCGAACCUCAACUGCAGCUUUUACAGACUUUAUUGAAAUAUGAUACUGAGGUUGAUGCCUCUGUGGAAUUUAACGCCAAAUUGCUCGAGUUAUCGGUAUUGAGAGGUGAUGAUUCCAGGGAAACCGCUGCCUUUAAGCUCGACUCAAACGUUUACUUGAUUAGAGUUUUACCUAGAAGUGGAACGAUUUCCCCAUGGUCAUCCAAGGCCACAGACAUUGCUGUUACGUGUGGGUUGGUUGAUCAGGUGGAAAGAAUCGAAAAGGGAUUGUCUCUCUUAAUCGAAGUUGAGAGUGGAUUUAAUUUCGGUGAUGCGUUAGAUAAAGGUGAAAUCUUGACCAGUGUAUUCGACAGAAUGACCCAAACUUUGUUCGUCAACGACCACUUGCCCAAGUAUAAUGACUUGUUUGAGCACCACCUGCCAAAACCUUUGGUUCACGUUGACUUAUUGGGUGGAUCUGAGAACUUGGCUAAAGCCAAUAAAGAGUUGGGAUUGGCCUUGGAUCAAGGGGAAAUCGACUACUUGAUCAAUGCUUUCACCAAUGUCAUUGGAAGAAACCCAACUGACGUGGAAUUGUUUAUGUUUGCCCAAGUCAACUCUGAACAUUGUAGACACAAGAUAUUCAAUGCCGAUUGGACUAUCGACUCGGUGAAAAAGGAUUUGACUUUAUUCAAGAUGAUCCGCAACACCCACAGCAAGAACCCUCAAUACACCGUUAGUGCCUAUUCAGAUAAUGCUGCUGUAUUUGAAGGUCCCGAAGGCUACGUUUAUACACCCGAUUUUGCAACCAAGCAGUGGAAGUCGAUCAAGGAAAAAGUACACACUUUGGUCAAGGUUGAAACCCACAACCACCCAACGGCUGUUUCUCCAUUCCCCGGUGCAUCUACUGGUUCCGGUGGUGAAAUCAGAGAUGAGGCUGCUGUUGGUAGAGGUUCCAAAUCUAAGGCUGGUUUGAGUGGAUUCUCUGUCAGUGAUUUGAACAUUCCUUCUUUACCUCAACCAUGGGAAAGAAAAGUUGGAAAACCCAACCACAUUGCUUCUCCAUUGGAUAUCAUGAUAGAAGCACCUCUUGGAGCUGCUGCCUUCAACAAUGAAUUCGGUAGGCCUGCUAUCAACGGUUACUUUAGAACUUUGACCACUGAAGUGAACAACAGCAAAGGUGACAAUGAAAUCAGAGGGUUCCAUAAGCCUAUUAUGUUGGCCGGUGGUAUGGGUGCUAUUCGACCAGAUUUGGCCUUGAAAGACACGAAAAUAACCCCGGGUGCUAAGUUGAUUGUAUUGGGUGGUCAGUCCAUGUUGAUUGGUUUGGGAGGUGGUGCAGCUUCUUCGAUUUCUUCUGGUGAAGGGUCUGCAGACUUGGACUUUGCUUCUGUUCAAAGAGGUAACCCUGAAUUACAAAGAAGAGCCCAAGAAGUCAUUUCUGCUUGUGUGUCUUUAGGUAAAGAACACACACCAAUUCAGUCUAUUCACGAUGUUGGAGCUGGAGGAUUGAGCAAUGCUUUGCCAGAAUUGGUUCACGAUAAUGAUUUGGGUGCUCGGUUUGAAUUGAGAUCCAUUUUGUGUUUGGAACCAGGAAUGUCUCCUAUGGAGAUCUGGUGUAACGAGUCCCAAGAAAGAUUUGUAUUGGGAGUUGCUCCUGAAAACUUGGACCUUUUCACCAAGAUCUGUGAAAGAGAAAGAUGUCCUUUUGCCGUGGUAGGAGAAGCUACUGAAGAACAGAGAUUGGUGUUGACCGAUUCAUUGUUGAAUACCACUCCUAUUGACUUGGAGAUGUCUGUGUUGUUUGGUAAACCUCCAAAAAUGUCAAGAGUUGCCACUACUGCCGAGUUGCAGUUACCAGAGUUUUCGGUGUCUGAGUUAGAUGUUUCCGACUCAAUACAACGAGUGUUACAACUCCCAGCAGUUGGGUCUAAAAACUUCUUGGUCACCAUUGGUGAUAGAUUUAUUACUGGUUUGGUCGACAGAGACCAAAUGGUUGGGCCUUGGCAAGUUCCUGUGGCCGAUGUUGGUGUCACAAACACCUCUUUAGGUGACGAAAUUCUUAUCACUGGUGAAGCUUUGGCCAUGGGUGAAAAGCCUACCUUGGCUCUUAUUUCUGCUGCUGCCUCUGCUAAGAUGUGUGUUGCUGAGUCUCUUUUGAAUGUCUUUGCUGCCGAUAUCCCUGCUUUAGACAGAGUUAAGUUGUCUGCAAAUUGGAUGUCUGCUGCUUCACACCCUGGUGAAGGAGCCAAGUUGUACGAAGCCGUCCAAGCCAUUGGUAUGGAUUUGUGUCCAGACUUGGGAAUCUCCAUUCCCGUUGGUAAAGAUUCCAUGUCCAUGAAGAUGAAAUGGGAUGACAAGGAAGUUACUGCUCCUUUGGCCUUGACAGUUACAGCUUUCGCACCCGUCGAUAAUACUUCUAAUACUUGGACCCCAUUAUUGGAAAAGAAGGACGAUACCGUUUUGGUGUUGGUCGACUUGGCUACCAAAGUCCAAAAGGCACUUGGAGGGUCUGCUCUUGCACAAGUUUACAAGCAAGUAGGUGCCAGUGCCCCAACUGUUCACUCCAACAAGGAAUUCAAAAGUUUUUUGGAAUCCUUGGUGGUGUUACACAAGGAGUUUGAUGUUUUGGCAUACCAUGACAGAUCAGAAGGUGGUUUAUUGACCACUGUGGCAGAAAUGGCCUUUGCUGGUAGAUGUGGUGUGGAAUUGGAUUUAAAGGGUGAAAAUGCAUUUGUUGAAUUGUUCAACGAAGAGUUGGGUGCUGUCUUCCAAAUAGACAAUGCUAAAUACGAUGAGUUUGUUCAAGUGUUUGUCACCAACGGCCUUCCUGCUGAAUACAUUUCUGUAAUCGGAAAACCCACCACUGAACAAACGUUGAAGAUCAGCUUCAACGGUGAACAGAUUUACUCCAACACCAGAAGUGCAUUACAGAAAUUGUGGUCCAACACUUCGUACCAUAUCCAAACCUUGAGAGAUAACCCCAUCACGUCUAAGCAAGAAUUUGAGUCUAUCAGUGAUGAUUCCAACCCUGGUAUCUCCUAUCAAUUGACAUAUAAAGUGGGUGAUGACUUGGGUAUCAAGAGUCUCUCCACCGAAAGAAAGCCCAAAGUGGCCAUUUUAAGAGAACAAGGUGUUAACUCUCAACAGGAAAUGGCGUGGUCCUUCCAACAAGCCGGGUUUGAUACUUAUGAUGUGCAUAUGUCAGACAUUUUGUCUGGUAGAGUGUCAUUAAAACACUUCACCGGACUCGCUGCUUGCGGAGGAUUCUCAUAUGGUGAUGUCUUAGGUGCCGGUGCCGGGUGGGCCAAAUCUAUUUUGUUCAACGAGCUUGCCAGAAAGGAGUUCAAGGAGUUUUUUGAAAGAUCAGACACUUUUGCUUUAGGUGCCUGUAAUGGAUGCCAAUUCUUGAGCAGAAUUCAGGAAUUGAUCCCAGGAACUAAGAACUGGCCUACCUUCGAAAGAAACUUCAGUGAGCAAUAUGAAGCCCGUUUUGUCAUGGUUGAAAUUGUUCCUGAACAGACGAACUCGAUCUUUUUGUCGGGUAUGGAGAAGUCCAAGCUUCCAAUUGCGGUUGCGCACGGAGAAGGAAGAGCCAAUUUUACGUCAGAUGACGAAGAAUCGGGAUUUUUGGCCGACAAACAAAGUGUUAUUCGGUAUGUUGACAACUACGGAAACCCUGCCAGCCAAUAUCCUUACAAUCCUAAUGGUUCACCACAUGGAAUCGCUGGUAUUUCCUCGCAGAACGGCCGGGUUUUGGCGUUGAUGCCUCACCCCGAAAGAGUCACCAGAAAAGAGUCCAAUUCGUACUACCCAAAACAAGACGCUGUCGAAUGGGAAGGAUACGGUCCAUGGAUUCGUUUGUUCAGAAAUGCCAGAAAAUGGGUUCGUGAUAACUUUUAAUUGUCACAACAAAUCGUGACCUCGACACGACCACACGACCAGUUGGUUGAAUUUAAAUAUCUUUUAUUGUGCACCCACGACUUGCGAAACUUUUUAUAAUCGAGUGAAAAAUUUUCACAACUUUUCAUCUUUAACUACAUACAUAUACAAAAUGGUUAACGCUAUCUUAUCAAAGAAGAGAAAAUUGGUCGCUGACGGUGUGUUCUACGCCGAAUUAAACGAAUUCUUCACUAGAGAAUUGGCCGAACACGGUUACGCUGGUGUUGAGGUUAGAAGAACCCCAACCAAGUUGGAAAUCAUCGUUAAGGCUUCCAACCCUCAAGGUGUCUUGGGUGAACAAGGUAGAAAGAUCCACGAAUUGACCUCCUUGAUCUGCAAGAGAUUCAAGUUGGCCAAGGAAGGUGUUGUCAUCUACGCUGAAAGAGUCGAAAUCAGAGGUUUGUCUGCUGCUGUCCAAGCCGAAGGUUUGAAGGCUAAAUUGUUGAGUGGUUUACCAUUCAGAAGAGCUGCCUACGGUGUUUUGAGAUUCGCCAUGAACAACGGUGCCAAGGGUGUUGAAGUUGUCAUCUCCGGUAAGUUGAGAGGUGCCAGAGCUAAGGCCCAAAAAUACGCCGAUGGUUUCAUGAUCCACUCCGGUCAACCAACCAAGGACUUUAUUGAUAUUGCCAUCAGACACGUCUUGAUGAGACAAGGUGUUUUGGGUAUCAGAGUUAAGAUCAUGAAGGACCCAGCCACUAACAAGUUUGGUCCAAAGGCUUUGCCAGAUGCUGUCAAGGUUGCUGAAGCUAAGGAUGAUGAAGAAGUUAUCCCAGCCCCAACUGUCAAGUCUUACAUCCCAGUUGUUGAAGCUGAAGCUUCUGCUUAAUUUUAGGUUUAGUAUAUUGUAAUAUAUUAUGUCGACUUAAAU
Messenger RNA from Yamadazyma tenuis ATCC 10573, 5006 nucleotides. It is a transcript of the gene ADE6, whose product is annotated as phosphoribosylformylglycinamidine synthase. Gene Ontology annotation, molecular function: phosphoribosylformylglycinamidine synthase activity. NCBI's taxonomy places the organism in Eukaryota, Fungi, Ascomycota, Pichiomycetes, Serinales, Debaryomycetaceae. The record is from RefSeq and is a predicted model, not a curated record. Gene Ontology annotation, biological process: 'de novo' IMP biosynthetic process.